AUGGACCACAUCAAGUUGGUGAUCACCGAGGCCGACAAGGUGGCGGGAGCGGCGAGCGAUGCCAGCAAGAAGCUGGCGGCCGUGACGGGCGACAAGAAGGCCGCUGCGACCAAGUCGGACGCAAAGGGGGCUUCCUCUUCGACUUCUGCAUCAUCAUCUUCAGAUGCGCUGACCAGCACGUGUCCGAGUCUCACCAAGAAGCAGCGGAUGAUCGGCUUUGUGUCCUGCUUCGUGCUCGGGUACAUCAUGAGCUUCGGGUCGACCUUCGCCCUCAUUGCGGGCUCCGAUAACGGCGCCAAGUUCGGCGUCACCUACAGCCUGGGCAACAUCAUCUCGCUCUGCGGUUCGGGUUUCCUCGUUGGCCCCAAGCAGCAGGUGAAGCUCAUGUUCAAGCCCGUGCGCCGCAUAGCGACCGUCAUCUAUCUGCUGAUGAUCGUGGUCGUGCUGACAGUCGCCAUUACGGCGCCACAGCUCGGUCUGGUGGUGCUGUUGCUGGUGAUCAUCCAGUGUGGAGCCGCUGUCUGGUACGAUUCGUUGGCUGUAACAAAAUUGAAUUGCGGUGGUGCUAACGGUAUCCGGAUAUCGUGA
This is a messenger RNA of Phytophthora sojae, 588 nucleotides long. RefSeq lists its product as hypothetical. Gene Ontology annotation, cellular component: membrane. NCBI's taxonomy places the organism in Eukaryota, Oomycota, Peronosporomycetes, Peronosporales, Peronosporaceae. The coding region runs from base 1 to 588 and encodes 195 amino acids. The record is from RefSeq and is a predicted model, not a curated record. Gene Ontology annotation, biological process: vesicle-mediated transport. The transcript is spliced from 4 exons.